Molecule: messenger RNA, 3825 nt
Organism: Trichosurus vulpecula (common brushtail)
Lineage: Eukaryota; Metazoa; Chordata; Mammalia; Diprotodontia; Phalangeridae
Gene: TSLIG2
Product: chromosome 4 C2orf49 homolog
Exons: 4
Coding region: 46-735 (229 amino acids)
Biological process (GO): embryonic morphogenesis
Cellular component (GO): tRNA-splicing ligase complex
Source: RefSeq, a predicted model, not a curated record
CGCCAGGCAUUGUGGGUGGCCGGCCGGGGUCUCCUGGAGACAACCAUGGCUGGGGAUGUGCGAGGUCGCGGUUGCCCAGGCUCGGAGAUGCUCUUGCACCCGGAGCUGCUGUCCCAGGAAUUCCUGCUGCUCACGCUGGAGCAGAAGAAUAUAGUUGUUGAAGAGGAAAUAAAGAUCAGCAAAGAUGACCUUACCAAUCUCUAUGUUCAACAUGCCAUACCAUUGCCUCAAAGGGAAUUACCAAAAAGUAGAUGGGGGAAAAUGAUGGAAAAGAAAAGAGGGCAAAAUGAAUUGAAAAAUGAGCAUAAAAGGGAUAUGUGUGUGGAAGGUUUACGGAAAAGACCCCUCAUUGUCUUUGAUGGAAAUUCAACGAGUACAAGCAUAAAAGUGAGAAAGACUGAAAAUGGAACUAAUGAUCAUCUGAAGCCUCCUUCAGUAGGCAUUACUAACAAUACCUUUAGGAAGUUACCAAAUUCAAAUGCUUCCUCCCUUAUUCUGCCUUCCACUUUGCCUACAGACAUUAAAGUGGAAGCCAGUAAUGACACUAAACAGAACCAUGUGCUAAUGACUAGUAGGAGUACAUUGGCCAAUGUAAAAUCACCACCUUUAUCUCCUGUUGGGGGAACUACUGUUGUGAAGUUAAAGAGAACUGUUCCAAAAGAAGAAGCAGAAUCAGUGAGUGAAUUAAAGCCCACAGAAGCAAAAAGGAAGAUCCAGCAUGUUACAUGGCCAUGAAUGGAUGGGGUUCCCCAAAAUGUAAAUAUAUCCUAUAACCAUAGAUUUCAGAACAAAAAGGUCACAUUUAUUGACCAGUUUAAGUACUAUAUUUACAGGGAUUCUGAUUGCUGUGGAAUUUUCUUAAAAGGUUUAAGACAGCCUUGCAGAUAAGUUCCAAAAAUUUACCUUCCCCGCACACAUUUUUUUUCUUUUUAAUGCUUCCCCCUCAUACACUGGUAGCCAAAUCAUUAAAAAUCAGUAUUUUUUACUAAAGGCCUAAUAUGUCAUUAAUCACCUUGGCCAAACGGCUGUUUGCAAGUUUAAUGAUAAGCUUUCUGAUUCAGCACAAAAAAUAAUUUUCCCCAGACAACUUCAGAGUAUGUAACAAUUUUCUAAAUUUUUGUUCAUCUUCCACUCUUUGUUAUAGGCAGUUUAGUGGGUUUCCUCCGUCAGUGUGUGUGCAGUGGAAGAAUGGUUGUCAUAUAGAUGUAUCAGCAAAUAUUACUAAACUAAUUCCCAAGAGAUCACCAAAUAAAGUGAAUUCAUAACAUGGCUCUUAAACAUACAGAAUUUACCUGUGAGCUGCUGCUGCUUUUAUGUUUUCCUCUAGCCACAGGUAACAAAAAGAAGUAGCUGCUGCUACUUUCAUUGAUGGAACUAGUAAUAAUGGCAGAUUGGUUAGUUAUGAAUUUAUUGAGUCUAAUGAUGUUUAAUUUAAAGUUUACCCACCUGUGGAAAUUUACAUGUGACUCUUUGAUCUGUUAUGGUCUUGCAGUUGAGAAUACAGUAUCACUCACUGCAAGUGAAUUUGAGCAUAUAGAAAUGAUCAACUCAUAUUUAAUCUAAAGGCCUAUUAAAAUAGUAGCAGCAGCUGUUGACACUGUGUGCUACCAUAGGCAGCCCUAUUAGAUACUGUCAGUACUCCUACGUAAGAAAGAGACUUGUAUUAGUUGUAUGUAUAGAGGCAAGGGGAAAUGGUCUGGAAUGGACAGAAGAAAAGAUUCUGGAGCUAGAAAUUUGCUACAAAGGAAAUCUGAACUGCCCGAUUGAACUCUUAACUAGGUAUAACACUGCUGGUAUGUUUUAAAAUGGCCUGCCAUGUGAAUGGCCAUUGUCUUAACUCUAAUCACCAAAACAUUUUAAUUCAUUGAAUAAUUUGUUUCAGUGGGCAUGCAGCUCUGAUUUUGCUGUGGAAGCCAGUGGUAAAGAAGGAUUCACUUUACAUUAAUAUGCUUUACAUCUAACUUUUCUUGAAAACAUUGCUUACGUAAAGUACUUGUAUGGUUGACCUUCAACUUGGGGUAGGAUUUUUCCAACAUUUGUAGAGUAGUCCCUUUACUUUUUGAUGCUGAGCUUAUUUAUUUGAGUUUAGUGCUUGACUAGCCUUACAAACUGUAAUUUAUCUUUGUGGAUAAUACUUUAUUAAAUUCCAACCAAUGAUUUCUUUUUUUUAAGCAUCAUAUUCAGCUCAGGCUGUAUAACCUGUACUAUGUAUAGUUAAAUAGAUAAAGCCUAGGUGUUGAUGAUUUUUGGAUAUGUGGUAAUCUGCAGGGCUGAUUUAUAUGGUCUUAGAGGACAACUACAGUCAUAAAUGCGUCUGUUUGAGUAUUUACACAAUUGCAAAUUUGUAGUAGUAUGAUAGAUUAUAUUUUGCAUUCUGUAGUCACACUUAGCUUUCAUUUCCAUUUCUCUCAGUGGAGCGAAAAUUAUCCUAUUGGCAAUUCUUAGUCAAUGGAAACAUUGUAAUUGCUUUUAUUACUCAAUGAAAUUAAUUUCUUAUUUGUGUGUUUAACAAACAGGUUAAGUUGGUAAUAACAGCUGAACUGUGUAACACCAUUGCUUCAAAUUGAAGUUUAUAUUAUGGUCAUUCAGAGUAAAUGUACAUAUGGCAGCACAUUAUUAAACUAUUUUUUCUGUUUGAAACAUUGUGGAGAAGUCAGAAUAGAAGAGUGCCAUGCCACGUACGUAUGUAAUAUGAGCAUCCUCUCAAGGUAUAGAUGCAUUUUCUCUUAAUCCAAGAAAAACCUUUCUCCACAUAAUAAUGCACAUUAAAGGACAGGUGUUGGAGAGUAAAAGUGUUGGAAGCUCAAUGUUUUAAAUUUUUGUGUAGUGUGUUUAAUGUCUCUAUUUUUAUGAUGGUUUCAAAGGGCUUUGGAAGAACUUGAUUUGAACUUAGAAGAACUUCUUUCAGGAUUUUCCUUUAUUCACUAACAUUUUUCAAGUCUAAGUUGUAGUUUCUAAUUCUACCAUCCACAAGAGCCAGAUUCUCUUAGUGUAGGGGUAGGCAUCGUAGUAUUGGUGUCACUAUGUGGCCUGAUGAAAUUUUAGUGGCAUUACGUCACUUCUCCCAUCAUAUAUACCUUUUUCUUUAGGUUUUUUUAUUCCUUUUUCCUUCCUCUUGAGUUUCCUUUAUUUUUGUCCAUUUUUUCCCCUUCUCCACUGCCUAAGCUUGAGUCUUGCCAAUGGCCCCCGUGGGCAUUUGGUCUAUUGAUGACAUUGAGGGCAGAAGGGAUUACUUGCUCCUGCCUUCUGUCUAAGCCCUGGGUGUUGCUUUCACUUUUGAGCCAUAAGACUCUUGUUAACUACAGAUAGCAUUAUACAGAUAAAUAGUAUCACUGGUCUAAAACGUAAUGUACCAUUUAAAAAUCUCAUAUUUAAACCUAGAAAGUUACUAGGCACUAGGAGAAGCUGGCUCAACUAAUAUUAUGACCAUGAUCUGUAUGUCUUUAUUGAAACUCUUCACAAUACGCUUCUUGGAGUUAUAUUUUCCUUGACUUAAGCUGUGGAAGAGGGUCCUAAAAGUGAUCUGAAAGCUCAUGAAGUAGCAAUUAAUUACCUUUUUUAAAGUUUACAUUAAGUAAAAAUACCAAUAGAUUGUCAUAAAUAAGUAUUAGCUUCCCUUCUUCACUAUUGUGGAUUUUCAAUUACAUGUAGAUGCUGUAAUAUGGUCAAAAUGUUCUUUUUUAAAAAGUGUGCUCUUUUACUAAAUACUUGUGCAGGUUUUGUACUUCAGUACAGGAAAGUUUAAUAUUGUAAUGUACAUUUUUUGUAUGUAAAAAUUCUUUUAAGUAGCCUUAUCCUUAUUUAAAUAAAAUUAAUUCAACUCUC